Messenger RNA from Meriones unguiculatus (Mongolian gerbil), 351 nucleotides. Its product is annotated as large ribosomal subunit protein eL29-like. Bases 1 to 351 code for a protein of 116 amino acids. NCBI's taxonomy places the organism in Eukaryota, Metazoa, Chordata, Mammalia, Rodentia, Muridae. The transcript has a single exon. The record is from RefSeq and is a predicted model, not a curated record.
AUGCACUUUGACAAGAAGCACAACAAGGAAGGCCUGAAGAAGAUGCAGGCAAACAACACAAAGGCAGUGAGUGCACGCUCAGAGGCCAUCAAAGCCCUUGCGAAGCCUGCAGCUGGUAAGCCCAAGAUGCCAAAGGGCCCGGACAGCAAACUCAGCCAUCUGGCUUUCAGCACUCACUCCAAGCUUGGGAAACAGAUUCGAAGCCACAUGGUCAAGAGUCCUAGGCUCUGCCAACCAAAGCCCAAGGCUCAAACCAAGGCAGAGGCCACAGCUCCAGCUAAGGACAAGGCUCCAGCUCCAGCUCCAGCUCAGGCUCCCAAACGUGCCCAGGCCACUGUGAAAGCCCCGUAG